Molecule: messenger RNA, 1056 nt
Organism: Thlaspi arvense
Lineage: Eukaryota; Viridiplantae; Streptophyta; Magnoliopsida; Brassicales; Brassicaceae
Source: the annotation of a GenBank genome assembly
AUGAUGCUUAUAUCAUUGAACGUUAUCGCUGACUGGAUUUGCUCGUGCAGUGGUGAGAAAGCAAAGACAAGUGAGUGGCCAACGCUGGUGGAGGUAAAGGGUAGAGUGAGACUCAGUGCGUUUGGGAAGUUUGUAAAAGAGCUUCCUUUGUCUCGAAGCCGUGUCUUAAUGGUAAUGAACGUGGUUUGUAAGGAUGGUAUCUCUCAGAGCCAACGUGACAGCCUUUCUGAGGUUGCUAAGUCGUACGUUGCUGACCAAAGAGUUGGCUACGCAGAGCCUACUUCAGGGGUAGAGCUUUACCUCUGCCCGCCACGUGGCGAAACCUUAGAUUUGCUGGGCAAGAUCAUCUCCAAGGACCAUCUCGAUGAGGUCAAGUGUUCAGACAACAUCGGUUUGAUCGGCGUCGUUGUGUGGAGGCGUGCAGUCGCGUCUCCUGGCUCACGCCAUAAGCCCGGAUUCAAACGUCAGCACUCUUCUUCAGGGACCAAGAGCUCUGUGUUGGCUCCAGAAAACAAAAAGACUAGUAGUAGUCGUAAUGUGAAGAAUCCGCCUCCUGUUGUUACUCUUGCAUCCAUGGGGAGUCAUGGUUUGCAUAGUCGUGAAGAUGUUGACGAUGAAGACGUGCCACCUGGAUUUGGCCCAGAAGCUGCGAAAGACGACGAUGAUUUACCGGAAUUUAACUUCAGUUCCUCCACUGCACCGGUUACUUCUUCACCCAGGCCAGCGACUCAGUCACGGUCAAUGGAUCAAGUAAGGGAGCUCAUACUCAAGUAUGGAAACUCAGAAGGUAGUGGCAGUAAACGACCAUGGGAUGAUCAUGAUGACGACGACGACGACAUUCCUGAAUGGCGACCGGAAGUCUCAGGCCACCAGGUCCAGAUUCAACCGCCACCGCCUCCUGGCUUCAGAACAGAGUCUGUUCCUCAAUACCAUAGCAGAACCGUGGCCGGAGCACCCGCACAACGACCAGUCGCGGGACCACCAGAUGGGUGGAGGGCCAAUCAAAAGGCAACUAGGCAACAACAGUACAGUGCACGUAGGAACAAAGGAUUUUGA